Molecule: messenger RNA, 5700 nt
Organism: Myxocyprinus asiaticus (Chinese sucker)
Lineage: Eukaryota; Metazoa; Chordata; Actinopteri; Cypriniformes; Catostomidae
Product: serine/arginine repetitive matrix protein 4-like
Exons: 13
Coding region: 491-2227 (578 amino acids)
Biological process (GO): regulation of RNA splicing; mRNA processing; neuron maturation
Cellular component (GO): nucleus
Molecular function (GO): mRNA binding
Source: RefSeq, a predicted model, not a curated record
GGCUUGCGUACUUCAACUCGCCGCUCUAUUCUUCUUUUUCCUCUUUGCCACAUCGCGACUUACACAAAGGAUGGUUUUGGGUCGCGAGCUACGACGCUCAAAUUGAUUUAAAGGCGGGAGGCGCGAGCGUUGAGAGGAAUGAAGCGCGAGACGGGAAGCCGAGUCAAUAAAUAGAAGCUGCCGUUGUUACGGUCGCCGUAGCGUCCGUCAUGGAACGCUAAGAAGACGUUAAAAAAAGGACUCUCAAAAGAAGUUUAAAACGGACUCGCAAACGUUUAUAUGUAAUGUAAAGCUAGGAAAACACAACGAAAAGAAGGUCUAGCAACUCAAACAAAAGGUUGGUUUCAGAACUUGGACAGCUCCGUGCUGCUGCCGCCUACACACAGUGCCAACUGAGGCUUCAUCGAAGCUCCAGCACAGAACCGUGUUUCCGAGACUUCGGUUCGGUCCAAGGUCUUCUCGGGAUUCUCCCCCCGAACAUCGUGGCGCCAUGGCCGGUGUACUUCAGGGAGAGAAGCAGCUUUUUGAGAAGUUCUGGAAGGGCACGUUCAAAGCCGUGGCCAUGCCGCGACCCGAGAGCAUCAUCGUGGCCAGCAUAACCGCACGGAGAGCCGUGACAAAGUUGGAGACAGCAGUUACCCUAGCACCUAAAGAGGACAAGGAGAAAGUGGAAACUAAAGACACAGUUGCAAAAACUCAUGAGAAAAAAAACACACACAUCAAACACAGAGGACGCAAACGUCGCAGCCACCGCAGAGCUUGCAGCUUGUCUUUUGAUGCUGAUCUUUCCCCUCGGCCAGUGUUUAAGGCAAAGAAGAAGAAGAAGAAGUCGGAGAGGAAGAGGAGGAGACAGAGGUCUCCCUCCUGCAGUCCAUCUCCUGUGAGGAAGAAAAAGAAAAAGAAGAGCUCAAAGAAAAGGAAGCGACAUAGGUCUGCUUCAAGGAAGGGGAGGCACAGUGGCUCGAGUCCCAGGCAUAAAAGGAAGGAGGACAAAAAACAUAAAAAGAGGUCAAGGAGCCACUCUCAUCGUAAACACCGGCACCGGAAAGCAGAAAUUAGGAGUUCCUCCUGCAUGGAAAACAGAUAUGAAGAUUGUGAAAAAGCUGGCUUACACGAUGGUGGGCAUUCAUCAGCUGAUAACAAAGGCCAUGCAUGCAGGCCGGCAAUCAAGCUGACCAAUCAAAUCUCCUCUAAGUGCUGCUGCCGCCUGUCUGAAAGCACCGUCUCACUGUCACGUCCUGGGGAUGAGGGUUUAAACAAAAUGGUGAUCGUCCAGGACUCACUGUCCAAUAAGGGCAAAGGACAUGCAGAUUACGAUUCAGGGAAUGACACUUCCUCUCCGCCAUUAAUUAAAACUGGCAUCACAAGGUCAAAGGUUGUUGGAAAUGGAAAGGUCUCAUGUCAACAGUUGAAAUCUCCAGAGAAGCUCAGACUAAGCUAUGGGGACAAUGCCUCCGAUUCAGGCAAUUCGCUAACCAGCUAUGACUCUCUGGGUAAACCGAUGCUGAGAGAGAAUACCUUACACAGUUCUAUCUUCAACAAGCUCAAAGGUGUGGAAACAAGCAGAUACUCUUAUUUUGAGAAGACAACUCUGGGUCUUCUUGGCACUGAUAGGAAUCGGAGUCUUUCUUGUGAUAGAUAUCAAAACCGAACAAGACCACGCAGCAGAAGCACAUCAUCCCAAAGCAGAUACUCAGGGCGCUCUUCCAGAAGCCGAUCCCUAUCCUCAGGGAGGAGAUCAUAUUCCCGCUCGUCCAGUUACUCGCUGGAUUCACGGAGAGAUGGUCUUUCAAGUGCAAGCAGUUGCCACAGUCUAAAUUACUCACGGUGCACACAAGACAGGUUCCGGGAGCGAAAAAGAGACUGCAGUUCCUGUGAGAGUAGAAAACACAGCAGGAGAAGACCAUGUUCCCCAAUGAGGAAGAGAAGAAGAGAUUCCCCAAGCCAUCUUGAAGCUCGGAGAAUUACAAGUGCCAGAAAGAGACCUAUCCCCUACUACCGUCCCAGCCCUUCCGUCAGCAGCCGAUCCUCCAGCCUCCUCUCCUGGCGCCUGUUUUCUCUCAGUCGCAGUCGUUCGCGCAGUCGAAGUAAAAGUCGCAGUCGCACUUAUUCUUCAUACAGGAGCUACAGUCGCAGCUCAUCAUGGAACUCUUUAUAUAGCAGAUGCAGUCGCAGUCGGAGCAGAAGCUAUGACUCAAUGGUGAGCUAUAGCAGAGCUCGUCGCUAAUUUAUGGAUGAACCAGAUGCCGGAAUGCUGAGCUCCAGUACAAGCUUGGACUUACUGCAACUGAAAGUGAAAUGGACCAGCACUGAGAACAUUCUGUGCUGGGAUAUGGAACACCAGGCAGUGACAGGAUCAUCUGUUCAGUGUCAGAUAAGACCGAAGCUUUCCAUAUUGUUGUGUACUAAACUGUGUGCUUUCAUCCGUUCCGCUCAAAGGAAAACUUGUCUAUCAAUCACAAAGCCUGCUGUUGUAGAAAGGACCAAACCUGAGGUAUCAUAGAGGCUCUUUUGAAAUAUUCUAAACAGUGAGUUUCUGCUAUACCUUGUUUGCACAAAGGCAUGAAGAUAUUGUUCCUUUAUCAGUUGUGGGAAAUAAAAGGAAGUGUCUCCGUGUGCAGGGUCAAUCACAAGGCGCUAAUAACCUUGACUGUAAAACCCGAUGUAUGAAUCUAUUGUAUUUUCGUAGUGUUUUCUGUUUAUAGGAUAUGUCAAAAGUGCUUGAGGAGAAAGAUUUAUUGCUUCCAUAACAGCUUUUACUGAGAGCAACCGCUUCUGCGUUUCACACCUUCACUUUGAAAAAUGUGCCGUCCGAAUUGGUCCCACUGGCAAAUACACACCCCAUCAGCCAAAAUGCCAGCUUUAUUUAUCUUCUGUUGAACUGGAAAACAAUCCAAAUGUCAUUGGCCAUGAUGAGGAUGUCUAUGAUGGCGGACAAAUUAAAAUGCGACAGAUGUGCUCCAGAGGUUGGAAGACCUUUGUGGCCCAGCUGUCCAUACUGUGUUACUAAAUACGUUCUACUGCAUAUUAAUCUUGCAGACCUCAAAAGACAAGAUGAAGUGAUUUUCAUCCUUGGAAUUCAAGGUUCCUUUUGAGUGAGCAAAAGAAGAGUGGACAUUUUUGGACUUUGGCCAGCUGAUUCCAAGAUUACAGUACUGGUGUAUUUAUUAUUUCGUAGGCAAUUAAAUAUUAUUUUUAUUAUUACUAGGGAUGUUCGAUACCAUGCCCAUGUACUUGAACUCCUGCUCGAAAAAAUGCUCCGAUACCAACAACCGAUAGAUAACAACUGAUGUACAAAUGUUAUUAUGUAAACAUUCAGUGCACUGAUUAAAAUCACAUUAUGUCCUAGUGAGAUCAUUUAACUGCAAAAGCUGCAAUUUAAUUAGAGAAAUAUAUAGUUUGCAUGUGCAGCGUGCUUAAAUUUGAGUGCUUGUGAAUGUGUGAAGCAAGUGUUGUGCUGACAUAAAGACACAAAGUGCUCAUACCUUUUUAGAGCUCCUUGGCUCAUACAUGGAAAACGGCAUCAUGAGCAUUGCACAUUUUGUUUGUAUCAGAUGACAGCAGGCAGAGCACUAAUUCACUUUGUAGCGCAAGGCACAUACAGAUUACAUAUUUAUUUAAUUAAAUAGCUGCCUUUUGCGGUUUAAUAAUCAUUUUGAGUCACAUAGUGACUGGCUUUCUGGAUUAAGAAGUUACCGUCAUAACAUCAGAGCUCCUUGGUCAAAACAACAACACACAGAAACACUUAAAAAUUAAAUCUCUGCCAAAAUAAAAGCUCAGUAUAAAUGAAAAGUACGACAGAAAUAGAUCACUACUGUAUAGCUAUGUAAUAUUCACUGUAAAACUACUACUACUACUAAUAAUAAUAAUAAUACUAUAAUAAAUCAAUAGUAAUUGAUUUAUAUCUUACAUAUGUGAUGCUCUGUUAUACAGCACUGUAUCUGACAAAAUAUAACUCUAAUGUUUUAUUUUGGAUUGUUCUGUGAGGUUCUGUAUAAAAGCAUGUCAUUUGAUAAAAAUAAUACAAUAUUAUGGUUAAAAUUAAUUGUUAUAUUUUCAUUUGAUUCAAGUUUUAAUGAAUUCAUUUAUUUAAACACCAUUUUGAUGAUAAAAUUGAAAUAAAAUGUUGAUAUGGAAUAUCAGAAAAAAUAAAACAAAAAACAGGCAUCAGACUCGGUAUCGGCGAGUACCAAAAAGGAAGUAUCGGUACUUGUACUCGUUCUCAAAAAAAUGGUAUCUGGACAUCCCUAAUUGUUACUAUUAGUAUGCUAUUUCAUAAUUUUAUGAACCGUGAGUCAUCUUAAAUUGUUUAUUUUUAAGUUAUUUAUUCUUUUUAUGGUCUAGUCGUUAGAAUUUUGAUCUGUUAUAAUUUUUGCAGGGUCUGCAAUUUUCUAUUAUUCAGAUCAUUUGAAUUAUUUAUAAUGUGAAUCCUUUGAUAUUUAUGUAGAAAAUUUUGUUUUUUCGAUUAUUUUAAAUGAGUUCUAUUCAUUUUCCUCAAAACGCCACAGUUAAAACACACAUCCAGUUCUAAGCUAAUUAAGUCACACACACUCGAAAUCACACACUUCACAUAAAUUACAGUGCUAUUUAUAAAUGCGAAUGUUUCAUAAGGCAUUGCUAUUCUUUAUUGGUUGCACAUCAAUGCAGCUAAAUCAAGAAACUAUUACAGACUGAGAGAAAUUAAGAUGGUUGUCAUAAUAAAUCAGUCAAAUAGGUUAGAUCAAGGCUUAUUGAAAGGAUCAAAGAUGUAUAUUUGGUGUGUGAUACAGCUUGAUGAAAUUGCGUGUAAAAGUCAUCACACCUUCAUUAUGACAGAUGAUGACAAGUUCUUUGUUUCUGUCCUAUAGUCUAUUGGAGUGCUUGUUAACUGAAGGCAUGGUAAUCUCUAUGCACUGUACGUUAUUAGCUGUCUGACUGUUGUAAAUCCUGACACUUGUACAGAUUAUUAGUUGCAGAUGAAGGGGGGAAAACUUGAAGUGUAUCACAAUGUUUUAUCUUCUCGAAUUCAUCUUGUUCUCUCGUUUCGAACCAUAAAUGAGUUUAGUAAAUGAUUAUGUAAAUCUGUUGUGUAAAUAUGCAAACAUUUAGUGCGGCAAUAUGAGGCAUGGGCUUUAUUUAUUGAGAUGGAGUAUUAGUACUGACUGGUUUACAAAGCUGGCUUUCUGAUUUACAUAAUUUACAUUGCUGUUCAUUCCUGCUAAAAAAUAAAUAAAUAAAUUACAUAACAUGUUGACAUUUUGCCAUGAAUCCAAAAGAAAGAUGCUACAGAUGUUGCAAUUACUGUAAGCUCUUGCAAUUGCAAAAGUCCUUUGGAUUGUUGCAGUAUCCUGCCAGGGUUUUGACUAGGCAUUCACUUGUUUUUGCACAGAAUGAAAGAUAAAGAUAUAAUUGAGGUAAAUGUAUUUGUUUUAGCAAAUGUGAAAUCCUCUAAUAUUCCCCAAUUCUACAGUAGUGUAUGUAUACAAUGAUGUCUAUGUGUACAAGAAUAUCAAUGUCUCCCUUGCUCUACAAAAUUAAUGGUUCUCUGUGGUCUGAAUCUGUAAUAAUAUUCAAAGAAUCCUAAAUAAAUUAUUCAUCUAAUAAUUUACUUAUUCGCUUCUUUAAAAAUGUAAUUGUAUUUAUCCUUAUUUAUUUAUUUAUUUAAUUUAUUUUAUUGCCUUUGUGUCUUGAAGAGUAAAUAGGGGUAAGUGGGGUAAGCUA